UUAUUGUCGUAAUCGUGCUGCUUGAAUCUAUCUGUUUAAACUGAUAAUCCCUGUUUGCACAAAUUCGGAUCAACUUGUGUCUAAAAGAGGAAUAAUUUUCUCAAAGAAUGCGUCUGCUGCGGGCCUUGUGUGGGCCGGUUAAGGGCCCCACCAUCGGCGAAUGGACGCUGAAAUACUCGAAUUUGCCGGAGCGAUAUGUGCGGAGAGCCAUGCGGCAAAUCGAGUAUCAAACUCCGCGAGGAAAGCCGCAGUAUUUGAAUCGCACCCUUGAACGAAAGAUCUUCAAAUUCUCAACAAAUCGCCCGUGGACGUUCGAAUUCCAACAAGACAACGCACCAAGGAAGAAGAUAAAACGCGAAUUGAUCGAGCCUAUACAAAACUGGAGCUUCUUCCGUGGCGACAGAGUUGAAGUUCUUAUUGGAAAAGAUAAAGGCAAGCAGGGAAUCGUUAUUCACGUCUUCCAGGAGAAAAACUGGAUCAUCGUCGAAGGUCUGAACACGGAAAUCAAAAUGAUGGGCGAAGACAAAAAGAACAACUUCCCUGGGAUGGCAGUGCGAUGGGAGAAGCCAUUACUGGUGACAACGGAGGUCAAGCUGGUCGACCCCUCCGACCUGAAGAGCACCGACAUCGAGUGGAGGUUCACGGAGGAAGGGGAGAAGGUGCGGGUCAGUGUGCGCACGGGCAGGAUCAUCCCGAUGCCGCCGAUGGCCGAAGAAACUAUAGACUAUAAAACGAAAGGGUCGUACCGAGAAGGGGACAAGGACACGGACCCUGAUGAACUGUCCAAAAUUACGUUUGAGCCGAAACUGUGCACGUUCGACAUGGAAAUUAUGGAGAAGAUGGGAAUUAAAGAAGACAGAAAUUAUGCGAAAACCUACUGGUACUAGUUGUUCAGCUGGAAUAUUAAUUGAUUAAUUGUAGUGCUUUUAAAAAUAAAAUUCAAAUUUGUUAUUUGA
Cloeon dipterum is the source of this 956-nucleotide messenger RNA. RefSeq names its product mitochondrial ribosomal protein L24 (gene mRpL24). Gene Ontology annotation, cellular component: ribosome; mitochondrion. The coding region runs from base 108 to 887 and encodes 259 amino acids. The record is from RefSeq and is a predicted model, not a curated record. The transcript has 3 exons. NCBI's taxonomy places the organism in Eukaryota, Metazoa, Arthropoda, Insecta, Ephemeroptera, Baetidae. Gene Ontology annotation, molecular function: RNA binding; structural constituent of ribosome. Gene Ontology annotation, biological process: translation.